UAAAGUUGUCCACUUCAGCUACUCCCAACCCCUAAGCAGACUUUGUCAUCCAAAACUAUCAGACCUUUUAAGAAAACACUGCAAAGAAUUAAGUAACCUUUGUUCAGUGGAGAGCGUUUGGAGUGUACCCCCUCCCUGGCGCGCGCUGCAUCUUGUUCCAGCAGUAGUUAUUUUGCUCAUGCCCCCCUCCGCACGAGACGACAGAAGUGUUUAUCUUUGUUAGAUUUUUGGAGGUCUCUUAUCUCCGCAGUAAUCUGGUUGGAUAUUUUUUAUAUUUUCUCUUUUUAAAAGAGAGGACUUGAAUGCAUUUUAGUCAUCAGGGAAACACUCAUCAAAUCUGGACGCGUUUUCUCAGUUUAAACGUCAGCCUUAUUGUGCCUCGUCAUUUAUUAAAAGCAGUAUGUCAUCUAUACCGGGAGCAGUACCGAGAAUGAUGCGACCGGCUCCAGGACAGAACUAUCCUCGCACUGGAUUCCCCCUGGAAGUUUCAACUCCUCUGGGUCAAGGUCGGGUGAAUCAGCUUGGCGGAGUUUUCAUCAACGGCAGGCCUUUGCCAAAUCAUAUCCGCCACAAAAUAGUUGAGAUGGCUCACCACGGCAUCCGUCCCUGUGUGAUCUCCCGACAACUUCGCGUUUCCCACGGCUGCGUGUCCAAAAUCCUUUGCCGGUAUCAAGAAACUGGCUCAAUCCGCCCAGGAGCAAUAGGGGGAAGUAAACCCAGACAAGUGGCAACACCUGACGUGGAAAAGCGAAUCGAAGAAUAUAAGCGCGAAAAUCCCGGAAUGUUCAGUUGGGAGAUUCGGGACAAACUUUUGAAGGACGGUCUCUGUGACAGAAGUACAGUUCCCUCAGGUGAGGCCUCAUCUGUAAGUUCUAUUAGCCGCGUUCUGCGCGCGCGGUUCGGCAAGAAAGACGAUGAUGACGAUUUCGACAAAAAAGAUGAAAGUGGGGAGAAAAAAACUAAGCACAGCAUUGACGGUAUACUGGGAGAUAAAGGUCGAAUGGAUGAAGGCUCGGAUAUAGAGUCAGAACCAGAUCUGCCCCUGAAAAGGAAGCAGAGACGAAGUCGGACGACUUUUACAGCCGAGCAGCUAGAAGAGCUGGAAAAGGCUUUCGAGAGGACACAUUACCCGGACAUUUACACCAGAGAGGAACUAGCCCAGAGAACCAAACUCACCGAGGCCAGAGUGCAGGUUUGGUUCAGCAAUCGACGAGCCAGGUGGCGUAAACAAGCAGGAGCGAAUCAACUGGCAGCGUUUAACCACUUGUUGCCAGGAGGAUUCCCUCCCACGGGCAUGCCAACUUUACAAUCAUACCAGCUUCCAGAGUCCACCUACCCAUCAACAACAUUACCGCAAGAUGUUAGCGGCACAUUGCAUCGUCCACAGCCCUUGCCCCCCUCCACCAUGCAUCAGGGCGGGCUCACCAGCGACAGCAGCUCCGCCUACGGCCUCUCGUCCAACCGGCACGGUUUCUCUAGCUACACCGAUUCCUUCAUGAGCCAAUCAGCAUCCAGCAAUCACAUGAACCAAGUGAGCAAUGGGCUAUCUCCACAGGUGAUGAGCAUCCUCAGCAACCCAAGUGCCGUGGCCCCCCAACACCAGCAUGAGUUCUCCAUCUCCCCCCUGCACGGCAGCCUGGAGGCCUCCAACCCCAUCUCGGCAAGCUGCAGCCAGCGCAGCGAUCCGAUCAAGUCUGCCGACAGCCUCUCCUCCUCCCAGUCCUACUGCCACCCAACGUACAGCACCACCAGCUACAGCGUGGACCCCGUCACUGCGGGCUACCAAUACAGUCAAUACGGCCAGACUGCGGUGGAUUAUCUGGCAAAAAAUGUGAGCUUGUCCACGCAGAGAAGGAUGAAGCUGGGGGAGCACUCGGCUGUGCUCGGACUGCUACAGGUGGAGACGGGACAGGCAUAUUGAUGAAUCUGGACAUCCAUUGAUUUCACCAGCAUCCCGCCAUUUUCCGCACUGCCCACGUGAGGCCGAUUUGACGGGCAUAGGCAUAAUAUACUAUGUCUGCGUGAAUACAAAAGACGGACGCUAAUGUGCCGCAUCUGCUUAUACGCCCUGUUUUCGCUCUCUUUCACAACAAAGAGACCCUUUGAGGGCCCUUUGAGGACAACGCCAAGGGAAAGAGCCGUGACCGUCUUCAUCCAAUCUUUGCAAACAUAAGCAACAGUUACAUAGCCACUUGCCCAUUCCAAACUGUUUGGACCAUGUUGUUUAUAAGACUCAAAAUGAUGGUAUUAUAUUUGUUAUUAUAAUGUGGUUGUUUCUUUUGCAGUUACAUUUACUAUUGUAAUUACUCUUUGUUUACAUGUUUCAUUUCAAUUUUGCUUAGUUCAUGUUUUAAUUUUAAUUACAAGGCCUUGCUUUGUAACAUUACACUUCUGAUGGAGAUGCCCAGAGACACAGUGCUCAUAAUUUGUUCAUCAUAAUCCUAAACCUCACAUUCCGAAAGACUUGUGUCACUGGGGCAGGCGGAUAAAAUGAUCUAAGUUUUCCGAAAAAGAUACAUUAUCCUGAAGUAUGAUGACCAAAUCGCAAUCAUUCACAUUCUUGUAAUUUUGAAAUGAAAACGUACAUAUGCACACAGACAAAUUAUUCUCUGUGGCCACAAUAUAAUUGCCAUUCAUCUCUAUAAUGAAAUUAAAACGUCAAGAGCCCCAACAGGCAAAUUACAUUUUUAGCCUGUAAUGGAAUUCUAGGGAUUUCCAGUAUGCUUUUGUGCCAUUAUAGCAAGUGUAGAAUUGAAAAACUUCAACAAACAUUCGAAUAUCAGCCACCGAAAAGCUAUCACAAACACAAAACACAAACUUUUUUAAAGUAUAAAUUGGUAGCACGUUUUGUGUAUAAGGAAUUUAAUUUGUCACUGUAAAAUAAGAAAGUGAAUUCAAAUGUAAAAUGAGAAUCGUGUGUUUUAGGACCAGCAGUUUGUAAUGACCAUGGAAUCGUGGGACUCAAUUUAUUAAGGUAUUCCCCAUUGCCGUAUUACAUUUCAAAGAGUUUGAUAUUCCCUAAUGUUGUCUUAAAGAAGAUUUAUUUGUGGCACCUUUAUCAAAUUUGUGUGAGACCAUAAAAAAUGUAAAGUUAUUCAAAAAUGUAAAAUUGAGGGAUGUAGAUGAAUACACAGAAUGAGCACAUUCAUUCUCUUCUUGUUUAUUGUUUGCCACCCUGUCUCCUUUAUCUCCUCUAUUGUUCUUAACCAUUUCUGUGACCAAGAUGAACUGAGAUUAAACUGUGAUUGAACCAAAUGCUCUAUCGACACUGGAUAUGCCCCGUGAUGCCAUAUACAUUAAGGACAAUUUCUAAAACGAAACGCAUCCCUGUGCCAACUAAAGACUGAGGACAUCUCCAUUUUAACACUUCCGACAUUUUGUAGUGGGUAAAAAGACAAUGUAAAAAAAUGUAUAAAAAAUGUAAAAGAGUAUGUUUUUAGUGUUUAGCACUCAUUUCUAAUAAUCUACCUUUGGGAUAUUUAAAGCACUAUCUGACGGGUUAAAACACCUUUUCCAAAUAUCUUGCCAACCUCAGUUGCUCUUUAUUCUUUCAUUGUUUACCUUUUUUGCAUAUGUAAUUUCCUUUGAUAUAUUUUCGUUCAGCAUGUGUGUAUAUUAUCAUGGCAUAAUUUAUUCAACUCUAUGAACUACUAGCGUAGUGGGAACUUGUAUUUGGCAUUUACUACCUUCAGCCUG
Triplophysa dalaica is the source of this 3696-nucleotide messenger RNA. It is a transcript of the gene pax7b, whose product is annotated as paired box 7b. The record is from RefSeq and is a predicted model, not a curated record. NCBI's taxonomy places the organism in Eukaryota, Metazoa, Chordata, Actinopteri, Cypriniformes, Nemacheilidae. Gene Ontology annotation, molecular function: RNA polymerase II cis-regulatory region sequence-specific DNA binding; DNA-binding transcription factor activity, RNA polymerase II-specific. The transcript is spliced from 9 exons. Gene Ontology annotation, biological process: regulation of transcription by RNA polymerase II; anatomical structure development. The coding region runs from base 401 to 1921 and encodes 506 amino acids.